UUACACAAUCAAAAGUAAAGCUAAACCACAUUAAAAAAACUUUCAAAGUGGGAAUCGAAACUGAGUGUAUAUGUUUACAAACUUGAAGGUCAUCAACAGUAUACUGAGCAUAAUUAUAUAAAGCCAACAACAGUUUCUUAUAACUCAUAGCCAAGUAUACUGCUGACAGGAAGAUGAAGACCAUUGUUGGGUUUGCUCUAUUGUUCUGUGUGGCUACAGCUGUUGGAAAACCAGCAAGGCCACAAGACCUUCCCAAAUGUCUUGAAGGAGCAUGGUAUGAAUUUGCUGCCAAAAAUGAAGCUUGCUCCAACAAAAUAAUGGAAAUGUUACAAAAUCAAAAGGUCAAUGACAGCUACAUUGGAUCUCUGUGUGCCAGUGCUUGUGCAAAAGAAGCCAACGACUACAUGAGAGACAAGUGUGGAGUGAUGUCCCUUGCAGACGUUUUUUGUUCUCAAGACCCAAUAGACCAGCAUUACUGCUUUAGGUACAAUAAAACACUCAACACUUCCGGCCAAUAUUAUGAUGCUGUGCAAGGACCCUGUGCCACCAAGGACUGCAGUGAUCCAACAUGCAAUGCUGCAGUGAAAAAUAUAAGUUGCUGUGCUAAGGAGCUAAACGAGUUUAGUACAGACUUUGGUGGUCAUAUGCCCUUCCAAUUACCUGGUAUCUGUGUGUUACCGGGAAAGUGUGCCAAAAUUAAACGUCUGGACAUGACAAAGAUUCUCCUACAGAACUAGUAGCUACCAGUGAACUACUAGUGACAAUAUUGACUGCAUAGGACAUUCGUGUGAACUGUUUAGUUAUACACAUGUAUAAUGUAUAGUACUCGUAUGCUACGAGAGCCUG
Messenger RNA from Halichondria panicea, 846 nucleotides. RefSeq lists its product as uncharacterized. The transcript is spliced from 4 exons. The record is from RefSeq and is a predicted model, not a curated record. The coding region runs from base 174 to 737 and encodes 187 amino acids. NCBI's taxonomy places the organism in Eukaryota, Metazoa, Porifera, Demospongiae, Suberitida, Halichondriidae.